UAAUUGCCAAAUAGUGAUUGAAUGUGGAACAAUGAACAGCCCCAAGGAUCCUUAUCGCGGCGGAGGCGGGGGCCCCCAGGACGGCGGUCCAUCGGCGGGCGUGUCCAUCAGUAUCGAGAGUGACGAUAAUGACUCCACCACUGCGGAACACGACUAUCUGCUGCCCACAUCCUCGUCGUCGGUGACCUCAGGAGGUGGCGGCGGACAAGGUGCUGGAGGAUCGGGUAUUCCUGGGGGAUCGGCCAACACCAGCAUCAACCUGGAGCACGGCCAGGUACCCACGGUGCGGAGCAGCAGCCUGAGCGGCGGCAACAACAGACACGGCAACAUCCUGUCCACCUUUUUGGCCCGACAGCGAUCCUAUGCGCCGGCCACCAACAGCAGUUCCCCGGUGCGGGUGACCACGCAGAUGAACCGCCGGCUCCAGCAGUCCCGCAGCAUGGGCGCCAACACGGGCGGCAGUCUGGAGGAGCCACCGAGCGCCGGAGCAGCCGGUGGCCCAGGUUCAUCGUCCGGAACGGCAGCGGGUGUCCGGCAAAUGGGAUUCUGGCGUGUCAAUCUCAACGAUGUCUUCUCCCUGUCCACGGCCCCGUCGACGGAGGCCCUGCGCUCCUUCAUUACACAUUCCAAUUUCAGGUAUCCAGCAGCUGCUGCCGCUGCUGGUCCUGCUUCAGCGCAACCAGGAACUCAGCCAGCCGCCAAUCCCGUAGACAACUCGCACAUACUGCUCAGCCAGCAGCAGCAAUCGCUUCCGGAGCCAGUAAGUCCUCUGCGAUUCAACCGGGUGGGCGGAGGAGCUGGACCCACUGGAGCUGGAGCCAUGGGCAGGAGCAUCUCGCUUCGCGAGGGAGAGAUGCGGCACAAUCACGGCCUUAACGGAGGACGGCACAACGCCAGCAUGAUCGGACUACACAGCAAUCCGGUGGCCUUUGUGGAGCACGAUCUAAAUGAGAGCGAUGUUCUGGGCAAUGGCGAUGGCAACGGGGAAAACGGAGGAGGAGCAGAUGGCAAUGCCCAGGUAGAGCCCCCGGAGAAUCAGCCAGACGACGAUCACCUCAUCUCAGACGACAUGGUGGUUCAAAUUCUGAGCCACUUUGUACGCUACCUGCCGCUGAUCUUCAUACUGUUCAUCAAAUUUAUACACGACCACCUGCUGGGCAUUGUGGACCUUCUGGUGCUGCAGACGGUGAUGUACAAUGUGAACCGAUUGGUGCGGAAUCAGGUGGCCCGGCUGGCCCAGAAAAACUAUGCCGUGAUGGUGAGGGAUUCCUGCCUCAUUGUGGUAGUUGUUGCAGUGCGUUUGUUCCUGGCCACAGCCCCGCCAGAUCCCUUCGGUCUGAUUGUGCCGCCGCCCAGGAAAUACUUCAAAAUGGAGAUCACAGCGCUGCCUUAUCACACGAGCUCCGAGGGGGACAAGCUGCAGAAUGGCAAUCCCACGACGUCAUCGGAGAGCCUCAAGGCCUCAAUCUCGACGGACACGUACGAUGCCCUCAGGGUGAUCCCGCUGGGCAUGUUGCUUUACUACAUUGCUGUGAGCGAUCUCAUUAUCAAGCUGCUGACAAUGCUGGUCAAACUUAUAAUUACAAUGAUGCCGCACCAUAUGAUGAGAACCAAAGUGCGGGCUCGUCUUUACGUGCUGGUGGAGUACAUUUCUCAGUUCUACCGGGCGAUGACCCCCAUUACCCAAUGGUUCUUGUUUCUGUACGAGUCCUAUUCGGGCCUGGAGAUCGUGUCCGGAGGACUUUUUUCUGCUCUGUACCUGGGUGCCAAGAUAUUCGAGCUGGUGGAGCGCGGCAAGUCGCUUAAAAAAGCGAUUGUGACCUUUAGGAAGAAUAUUGACUCUGAGCGGGCGCCGACCAAAGACGAGUUGGAUGCAGCGGGCGCCCUGUGCCCCAUCUGCCAUGACGCCUUCAACACACCCAUUGUGCUGGAGUGCGGCCACAUUUUCUGUGAUGAGUGCGUCCAGACCUGGUUCAAGCGCGAGCAGACCUGCCCGAUGUGCCGGGCUAAGGUCAGUGACGAUCCAGCCUGGCAGGACGGCAGCACCACCUUCUUCCAUCAGUUGUACUAGCUGCGCCACCAAAGAAAUUUCCACGGAUUUCGCGUGUACAUAUAGUCGCUAGCUAGCCUUUUGUUUAAUAAAACUGACAGUUAUUAAUUAUUACUACAAGA
This is a messenger RNA of Drosophila elegans, 2172 nucleotides long. RefSeq names its product E3 ubiquitin-protein ligase RNFT1. The coding region runs from base 32 to 2071 and encodes 679 amino acids. Gene Ontology annotation, molecular function: ubiquitin protein ligase activity. The transcript has 3 exons. The record is from RefSeq and is a predicted model, not a curated record. Lineage: Eukaryota; Metazoa; Arthropoda; Insecta; Diptera; Drosophilidae. Gene Ontology annotation, biological process: positive regulation of ERAD pathway.